Molecule: messenger RNA, 3353 nt
Organism: Orbicella faveolata
Lineage: Eukaryota; Metazoa; Cnidaria; Anthozoa; Scleractinia; Merulinidae
Product: apoptosis-resistant E3 ubiquitin protein ligase 1-like
Biological process (GO): protein polyubiquitination; negative regulation of apoptotic process; ubiquitin-dependent protein catabolic process
Cellular component (GO): cytosol; cytoplasm
Molecular function (GO): ubiquitin protein ligase activity
Source: RefSeq, a predicted model, not a curated record
AUUCUGGGAUACUCUCUGGCAAUUUUCCGGAAAAAAGUUAACUUCGAAACUACCUGACUUAUAUAUUCUUAAGUUUGCCUGUACAAGGAUGCUUUAUUCAAAGGACGAGAUAACGUGAAAGCUCUAACGUGGUUUAGAGCUCCGACAUGCAUAAUACACGUUCAAGAUGAUUAACAAGAUUGCGGUUUUGGCGCUUGGUUUGGGUUUCAUGUUUUAUCGUCUCCAUAUUUACUGCAUUGUUCGUGAAGAGAAAGAGGAAUUACAUUCUUGGUUGAAGGAAUACAGUCUUCUGGAUUAUGAGGCUAAACUGCACAAAUUCGGUGUUCUCUCCAAAACCAAGUUCGCGACUCUUGAUGCUCAAAAGUUCCUAACCCGACAUGGUUCCUUCUGGGGAUUUUUCACGUUCAGUACAGAGAAGGAAAGGCUAGAAUUGGCUGCACAGAGGGCCAAACAUGAGCUUCAACUUCAUUUCUUGCUUCAGGAACUUUCUUUGCAUAGUUAUUACACAAAACUGCUAUCACAAGGAAUAUUCAGUGUGGAAAGUUUACAUGAAAAUCUGUACUCUGUUACGUUAAAGGAGAUCUUUGAAGAUGAUGAUUUGACAAAGCUUAGAGAAGCUGUUCAAAAGCGAGAGGAUUAUUUGUUCGAGGAUUCUCUGGCUGUUAAAAGUGCAACAGCAAUAUUUUCCUUUUCGUGGUGGAGUAUUCAGUUUAUUGGCAAGAUGUUUGUUCUCGUUAUUGGCUCUAUAGUAAGUGUCAUAGUCAUCUGUGCUGGAGUCUUCAGAAUAAAAACCAAAAGCCGACAGCACCAGUCUUCAUUCUUUCGAUACGUGCUUGGUUUACCUUUGGAACCAAAGUUCACCAAAGUCACAUGGGAAUGGAAGGACCCUCAUGUUGUCGGAGAAUCAAUGUCAUUCUUUCUAAAGUUUUACAGGAUGAACAGCACUCCAUACCCUGUAUCUCCUGAGGAUUACAUUCUUGUUGAAAUCAUGCACAACAACACAUUUAUUAAGUCGUCGUGGGAAUAUGGUGGUGAAAAAUGGGCACAAGGGAACAUCAUGAAAGUUUCUUUUACUGUUAGAGAAGCUGGAAUUUACACAAUUUCUGUUCUUGUACAGGGGACACUGAUCACAGAGAGACCAUUCACUAAAACAUUUUUACCAGGUGCUGUGGAUCCAUCAAAGUGCAGCAUUUUAGAGGGUGGAUCAUUACUAGAAGUUCAGCAAGGGAUAUAUGCACCCCUAACUGUAGAGGCUCGUGACAAGUUUGGCAAUAUUUGCCCACUGUCUGUCCAAGAUAUUCACUCAUAUGGUGUUGAAGUAACAGAGAUUGGAAGCAGUGCUAAGACAGAUCCAGAGCUAGUGAUUCUCCCAGAUGGAUUUGACAAGAACAAUGUUCUUCACAUAAAACUGGAUAAUGAAGGUUGUUUUAAUGCAGUGGUCAGGUACAAUGGAGUGCUGCUGAACCAAGGAGAGCUGACUGUUAUCUCACUCAAUUGUAAGUGUUUACUUCUGUGCAAGAUGUUUGUUCUCGUUAUUGGCUCUAUAGUAAGUGUCAUAGUCAUCUGUGCUGGAGUCUUCAGAAUAAAAACCAAAAGCCGACAGCACCAGUCUUCAUUCUUUCGAUACGUGCUUGGUUUACCUUUGGAACCAAAGUUCACCAAAGUCACAUGGGAAUGGAAGGACCCUCAUGUUGUCGGAGAAUCAAUGUCAUUCUUUCUAAAGUUUUACAGGAUGAACAGCACUCCAUACCCUGUAUCUCCUGAGGAUUACAUUCUUGUUGAAAUCAUGCACAACAACACAUUUAUUAAGUCGUCGUGGGAAUAUGGUGGUGAAAAAUGGGCACAAGGGAACAUCAUGAAAGUUUCUUUUACUGUUAGAGAAGCUGGAAUUUACACAAUUUCUGUUCUUGUACAGGGGACACUGAUCACAGAGAGACCAUUCACUAAAACAUUUUUACCAGACUCCAUACCCUGCCUUAGCAUGGAUUCUAAAAAUGGUUUUGCACAUGAUCAUGGUCGUGUGGUUGUAUUACUGACAGGUGCUGUGGAUCCAUCAAAGUGCAGCAUUUUAGAGGGUGGAUCAUUACUAGAGGUUCAGCAAGGGAUAUAUGCACCCCUAACUGUAGAGGCUCGUGACAAGUUUGGCAAUAUUUGCCCACUGUCUGUCCAAGAUAUUCACUCAUAUGGUGUUGAAGUAACAGAGAUCAUUCUGCACCCCCCUGACGGCCGAGUAGAUCACCCGACAUUUACUGUAAACGAUGGUUCCCAGCCUCCAGUCACUGUGAUGUGCAAAGAAAGAAACGUGUUGGUUGCGACAUUUUCCAGACUCUUGCUCACUAAAAUAGGUUAUACUUUAUUGUUCACUUUUCGGUCAAAUGUCCGGCCUCGGAUACUCAUAUUCUUGCNAAUCUCAAUUACUUAUAAAUUAAUAAAUUUGGGACUAGUCCUAUCCGACCCCUGUCUAAUUACGUCUUGUGUUUUCGUAUCUUUUGUUUUGUCAGGUAUAGACUGGGGCGGUUUGCGCCGUGAAUGGUUUGAAUUGUUGUGCAAAGCGCUGUUUUCACAUGAGAGUGGAUUCUUCACUCGCUUUAAUGCAGAAGAUCCUCAAGCUCUGGUUCACCCAAAUCCGAGGAGGCCUGGGGGGAUGAAGUUGAAGUUUUACGAGUUUGCAGGGCGGAUCGUAGGAAAGUGUUUAUAUGAGUCAGCUUUAGGCUCAACUCGGAGGAUUAACGUGAAAGCGAGAUUUAGCAGGUCAUUUUUGGCUCAGCUGCUUGGUCUCCGUGUUAGCUAUAGGUAUUUUGAGAGUGAUGACAAGGACUUAUAUCGAAGCAAAAUCAAGUACAUCGAGGAGACUGACCCUGAGGACCUGGCAAUACAGUUCGCAGAGGAGGUGUACGAUCAGCAGGGGCGCGUAGAGAAGUUGGUUGAAUUAAAGCCUGGUGGCUCGCAAAUUCCAGUGACGGAGUCGAACAAGAAAGAAUACCUGGAUUUGUUGGCGCAGUAUCGUCUUUCGUCCUCCGUCAAACAGGAGAUUGAAGCUUUUGCAAAAGGUUUGAAUGAAAUGGUUCCAGACAGUCUUCUGAGUGUAUUCGACGAGUACGAGUUAGAGCUUUUAAUGUGUGGAACAGGAAAUAUCAGUGUUGCAGAUUUCAGACAACACCACACUGUUAUACACAGCGCCGCACCAUUUUCAAAGGUAAAUGUACUAUGUUAUGUGCAGAAACAGUUCCAGUGUUAGACGUUGAAAGAAACGCAAGCAAGGUCGUUUGAAAACGCUGCUUGUAUGGUACCGAUGAUCAUCGUGUACAUGGAGACAUAACUGCUGUAAAGAAAACUACGGCAUAUUCCAUGCA